CCAGCCUUCUGCCAGCUGGGCCAGAGCAUAAAGCCUGGGACUGCACCUGGGGCAAUGAGCCCUGCACUGAAGAAGCCUCCUAGAGAGAUGUGCCGGGGCCGCGCAACAGACUAGAUCCAAGCCCCGAAGCUUACACCACCAGUUGUCCCCUCUCCCUCAACCCCUUCGCCCGCCUUUUCUGCACCCCAUCCCUUGAAACCUCGGAUCAGUGCCUGCGCCGCGCUCCGGAGAGCUCUGCUGGGGAAUAUCCCGGUGCCCAAAGGAGAGACGGGGCGGCCGUGCUAGAUGCAUGGGGGAGGGCUCCGGUUAAUGCAAGUUCUGGGCUCCUGCAGGGACCCCGACAACUGUCAGCAGCAACAACAGCUCGGGCCCUCCUCCUCUGCUUCCUCAGCGAUGCUUUUCCACAGUCUUUCCGGCUCGGAGAUGCACGGGGUCAUCGACGAGAUGGAUCGGAGAACCAAAAGCGAAGCACCGGCCAUCAGCUCGGCUAUAGACAGGGGAGAGACGGAAACGACCAUGCCUUCCAUCAGCAGUGACAGGGCUGCUCUGUGCGCCGGCUGCGGGGGUAAAAUAUCCGACCGUUAUUACCUCCUGGCUGUGGACAAACAGUGGCACAUGCGCUGCCUGAAAUGCUGUGAAUGUAAACUCAACCUGGAGUCCGAGCUCACCUGCUUCAGCAAGGACGGCAGCAUCUACUGCAAGGAGGACUAUUACAGGAGGUUUUCGGUCCAGAGAUGUGCGAGGUGUCACCUGGGGAUUUCUGCCUCCGAGAUGGUCAUGAGGGCCAGGGAUUUGGUAUAUCACUUAAACUGCUUCACUUGCACCACUUGCAACAAGAUGCUGACCACUGGCGAUCACUUUGGCAUGAAGGACAAUCUGGUGUACUGCCGCCUCCAUUUCGAGACUCUCAUCCAGGGGGAGUACCAGGUGCAUUUCAAUCACUCGGAUGUAGCCGCUGGGAAGGGCCCGGCUUUGGGAGCGGGCUCUGCCAACACUUUGGGACUGCCUUAUUACAAUGGCGUGGGGACUGUCCAGAAGGGGAGACCCAGGAAAAGAAAAAGCCCGGGGCCUGGAGCAGAUCUGGCAGCCUACAAUGCAGCUUUAAGUUGCAAUGAGAACGAUGGUGACCACCUGGACAGAGACCAGCAGUACCCCAGCAAUCAGAAAACAAAGCGCAUGAGGACGUCCUUCAAACACCACCAGCUGCGGACAAUGAAGUCAUACUUUGCUAUUAACCACAAUCCUGAUGCCAAGGACUUGAAACAGCUGGCUCAGAAAACUGGCCUCACCAAAAGAGUCCUUCAGGUUUGGUUUCAAAAUGCUCGAGCCAAAUUCAGACGGAACCUCUUACGUCAAGAAAACACAGGGGUGGAUAAGACUUCAGACUCAACACUCCAAGCAGGGACCCCAUCAGGUCCUGCCUCAGAAAUAUCCAAUGCCUCCAUGAGUCCAUCCAGCACUCCCACUACUUUAACAGACUUGACUAAUCCCACUAUGCCAACUGUGACGUCGGUCUUGACAUCAGUGCCCGGAAGUCUUGAGGUUCAUGAAUCUCGAAGUCCUUCACAGACAACUCUUACAAAUCUUUUCUGA
Molecule: messenger RNA, 1593 nt
Organism: Ficedula albicollis (Collared flycatcher)
Lineage: Eukaryota; Metazoa; Chordata; Aves; Passeriformes; Muscicapidae
Gene: LHX2
Product: LIM homeobox 2
Exons: 5
Coding region: 286-1593 (435 amino acids)
Biological process (GO): neuron differentiation; regulation of transcription by RNA polymerase II
Cellular component (GO): nucleus
Molecular function (GO): RNA polymerase II transcription regulatory region sequence-specific DNA binding; DNA-binding transcription factor activity, RNA polymerase II-specific
Source: RefSeq, a predicted model, not a curated record